GUUAAUGCCAUACAAAAAGAAAAAAAAAUUCAUUGUCAAUCAACCGGAAACCGGAUAAUAAUAAUAAUAUUUUCAUUACGAAUUCCUUAUCAAUAUCACCUAAUAUUUUCUGCUUUAAUAGAAAAAAAUAUAAUACUAUUAAGAAAGUUGUUUGAGAUUCUUCUAUGUAUAAGAUUUUUUAAAUUGUAAACAUUUAUUAAAAAGGUUAGAAUGCCGCAAGCCAAACGCAAAACUCCUUUUAGCGGGAAAGCGAAGAAACAGCAGUUGCAAACGAAGAAAAAUAAACAGAACAGAACUCUUCUUUUGUCGACAUCAUCAGGCUCCAGUUCUUAUGAUGUCGUGUCUGUGAACUACCAGCCGAGUAAGGGCCGCGGUGGACGAGGUGAUGCCAACCGCUAUGCACUCAAGUUCUACCGAGAAACAGACGAAGACAUGAAAGUUAAGAAGGAAGAGGCUCUACAGUCCCUUAAUCCAGUUCCAGAGAAGGACAUGGAAGUAGACCCAUCAGAUUAUUUCCCAGCUGACCUGACAUUCCCCAAGCGUCCACCUUGGGAUUUCAGCAUGAAACCAGCUCAAUUGGAUGCACAAGAACAAAGAUACUUUAAGAACUAUGUGGACGGACUGCAAUCUUCAGAACACUGGAGGCAUGUGUCAUAUUUCGAGCUGAACUUGGAGACCUGGAGACAGCUGUGGCGCGUGCUGGAGAUGUGUGAUGUACUGCUGCUCAUUGUGGACGUCAGAUAUGCUGGCAUGAUGUUUCCACCGUCCCUCUACCAGUACGUCGUCAAAGAACAGAAGAAGAACAUGAUCCUGGUGCUCAACAAGAUAGACCUGGUUCCAGCAGGCGUCGUGGCAGCCUGGCAGGACUACUUCACCAGCAGCUUCCCUGGACUGCAUGUGGUAUACUUCACAUCCUGUCCAGGAUACAACUUGAGAGGAUCAACUAAGGAUAAAGCUGGUCUUCAAGUGCGGAGAAGGAAAGGUCGUCAGCAGAUGUGUGCAGAAGGUGCAACCAAGAUCUUUGAAGCAUGCAAGGAUAUAGUUGGCAACGAGGUGGACCUCACAUCCUGGGAGAGGAAGAUCAAGGAGGAGUCUGAAGUGGAGCUGGGAGAGGAUGAGCAGACUGAAGUUGGUGAAACGAUCCUAGAGAAAGCAGAUACAACAUAUUACAAACAUGAGAAAUAUAAAAAUGGUAUACUAACCAUAGGCUGUGUGGGGCAGCCCAACGUUGGGAAGUCAUCCCUCAUGAAUGCCAUCAUGGGGAAGAAGGUGGUAUCCGUCUCCAAAACACCAGGGCACACCAAGCACUUCCAGACAAUAUUUUUGACUCAACAGGUCAGACUGUGCGAUUGUCCCGGAUUGGUUUUCCCCUCAAAAGUGCCACGGCCUAUACAAAUACUUAUGGGAUCGUAUCCCAUAGCGCAGUUACGAGAGCCAUAUACUACUAUAAGAUAUUUAGCAGAAAGACUGGACCUACCGAAGUUGUUAAGGAUCGAUCACCCAGAAAACGAUGAUUCUUGGUCACCGAGGGAUAUCUGCGACGGUUGGGCCAAGAAGCGAGGCUACCUCACCGCUAAAGCUGCCAGAUUGGAUACAUACAGAGCGGCCAACAGCUUACUCCGGAUGGCACUGGAUGGGAAGAUUUGUCUAUGGCUGAGGCCGCCAGGGUACACGGAGCAACAAGAAACCUACGCAACUUGUAAAGAGAUAAAAUACAUAAAGUGGGUGCAAGCAUUAACUGAAGAUAACGAAUCCAGUCCCAUCACGUCGGAGUCUGAUGACGAGAGGCGGACAGAGUCGUGUGACAGCGCCGACUGUGAUGACAGCAGUGAUAGCGACCAAGAGGAGACUAUAGCAAUGGCGAACAAGUUCAACAUGCUGGCCAGCGAGGACUAGACGACCGAAGUUUCCAGACUUUCCAUACUUUUGGCUCUUUUCAGAACUUUUUCACUCUUUUUCAAUCGUAUUCUGACCUUUUUCGGACUUAUCAUCAUUUUUUCUGAAGUAUUUCGAUCUUUUCUGCCAUUUUCUAUUGUUUCCGGUCAAUUCUCGAUGCUUUCUGAUCUUUUUCGCUCCAAAAUUAUAGGUUAUAUCCUAUUUCUUCAUUUUGGUAUAAUUAUGUCCGUGUAUUUUAUAACCGGGAAUAUGAAAUACAAUUAAAGAGUAAUUUCGCCGAUUUAUUAUCAAUUUAUAGUGAAGACUGAUUUUCUUAUUUAUUUGAUUAGUAGAAAAAGGUGUUUUGUAGGUGGGCAAGCUAUUAAUAUAUUAAUUUUCUAUUUGUAACGCUAAUUACGUAAUGCAAAAACUUUGUAUAGCUUUUUACGAAAAAUAAGCCAACGUAGAAGUUUGAAUUUAGCCACAGAUGAAGUUUAUGUGGAGAAGAGAAUGCAGAAGUAUAAUAUUUUUAUAUCUUAAUGCUUAAAAUUAAUAAAACAACACAUUACACUUACCAUUUAUACUCUAUUUACCUCAUACCGUUCUUUCUACUAUAUCAUACUGAGGAGUAUGAAAUUCCUUUUUCUAAUAAAAAGAUAUUUUUUUAUAUAAUAAUGCUUAAAAAUUAAUUAGUGUAAUGUUUUAUUUAAUUAUUAGAGUAAUAAUAAAAUAAAAGAUUACACUUAAAACCAUACAUUUGGCACCGCAUAUAUAUAUAUAGACAUACAUUUAGUCUGACAAUAGAACCUUAAUAAUAAAAUAUAAAUUAUGGUUAAAAUGUGACCAUUAGACGUCCGCUAGUAUAAAUAAAAUCAAAUUAUUUUUGUAGUAUAUUCAACGCAAAUAUUGUAAUAUUGAAUGAAAAAAAAUGUAUGCAGUAGUGGCAUCUAUAAUGUACAUCACACAUUUAGGGACGGGAGGGGGUUGACUAAUUACGGAAUUAUGUGACAAUAGGGGACUGGUCAUAAAUUUCGUAACAUCACAUUUCAUUAAUAAAUAUUUUAAAUGGAAAUAAAACUGAUUACUAAUUUAGUAUAUUAUCAUGAAUAGAUGUAACAUGGCUAAAUAUGUGACAUAACAAUUGGAAAGGCUUGU
Molecule: messenger RNA, 3030 nt
Organism: Achroia grisella
Lineage: Eukaryota; Metazoa; Arthropoda; Insecta; Lepidoptera; Pyralidae
Gene: Ns4
Product: guanine nucleotide-binding protein-like 1
Exons: 12
Coding region: 211-1896 (561 amino acids)
Molecular function (GO): GTP binding; GTPase activity
Source: RefSeq, a predicted model, not a curated record